Molecule: messenger RNA, 701 nt
Organism: Oncorhynchus kisutch (coho salmon)
Lineage: Eukaryota; Metazoa; Chordata; Actinopteri; Salmoniformes; Salmonidae
Product: transmembrane protein 222-like
Exons: 6
Coding region: 50-595 (181 amino acids)
Source: RefSeq, a predicted model, not a curated record
GAGCUGUGCGUUUAGUAGUCAUAGGCUACGUCAGAGUGCCAAAUUACUGAUGGCGCAGGAGGCGGACAUAAUGAUUAAUUAUCACGGCGGAUUCGAAAAAUUAGACCGGAAAAACAGCCGUUAUCCUUAUUGUAUCGUUUGGACACCUAUUCCAAUACUGUCGUGGUUGCUCCCCUUCAUUGGUCACAUGGGGAUCUGUACUUCUGCAGGCGUGAUAAGAGACUUCGCUGGAUCGUACUUAGUGUCUGAAGAUAAUAUGGCCUUUGGAAGACCAACAAAGUACUGGAAGCUUGAUGUUGAUAAGGUGUGUGGCACUGGCUCAGCUGCCUGGGACAAAGCAGUGCACGAUGCAUCGGAGGAGUACAAAUGCAGGCCGCACAACCUCUGCUGUGAUAACUGCCACUCCCACGUGGCCCGGGCCCUCAACCUCAUGCGCUACGACAACAGAACGUCCUGGAACAUGGUCAACCUAUGCCUGCAGACCCUUAUCCAUGGCAGGCAUGUCAGCUGUGUGUCGUUCCUCAAGACCUGGCUGCCCUUCCUCAUGCUGACUGGAGCUCUCGUCACCUUCAUCCUAACACUCAACCUGCACUGACCACACGAGGGAGAUGGAGGAGGGGAGAGAUAAUACAAGGGAUUUUCCUGCUCAGUUGUAAUCAUGAAAGUGAAUGAAGAAGAGGAAUGUUCCGAUGGGACACUUC